UCCCUUACCAAUACUGUAUAAAUGACUACGGUCCCUUGCCAAUGCAGUAUAAAUGACCACGGUCCCUUACCAAUGCAGUAUAAAUGACCACGGUCCCUUAUUAAGAACCGUGUAAAAAUGAUCGCAGGCUGCGUUGGCUCAUAGAAUUUCAGCGUCGAGUUGAACACCGCGAUGGCGAUUUAAUGAUCAGGGAGAGGAGGAGGUGGUUGGUGGUGGUGGUGGGAUAAAGACGAUCACCACCAGCGCUUGUGCCAGGCUAGGUGUACCCUUGCGAAGUGCAGGCACAGAUCUACGUGCACGGGAUGACAGACGCACACGGAAACGGACUAAACGGUCACAUGUGCAGACUCACCGACGAGACACGGAGACAAAGUGACACACACACAACAUAGACUCUGCGUCGUCGCUUGCCGGAGUGAGCUGUGGGGAGGCGAGGGGCAGUUUCUAAGGGAAGCGAUUUCGCGGACCAUGUCUGAAGACUACGAGGGGAAACUCGAGAGAUUCCGAAGGAGCCUCACGAACCCCUUCAACUCCUCCAUGUCGUCCGGCACCACCACCACCAACAACACCACCAACACCCACGACGACGACUCCACCACCACCACCACCAACAGCGACAUGGAGGAGACGGCGGAGGGAGGAGGCCAGUCGCACGGAACCAGCGACUCCGAGUCUCGGGAGACGGAGUCGGAGUGGGAGUUGGGGGCGGAACUGGGGCUCACGGAGAAUCAUUUUCCUCCCCCGCACGGCUUGGCCCACGUGAGCCGGCUGGAGGAGCUGGAGCACGCCGUGGAGAUGUGCAAAGUGUCCGUGCUGGAGGCCUCCGAGUUCUCGGCUCGCCGCGAGCAGGCCCUGGCCAGGCUCGUACAGCUCCGCAUCAAGAUCCAGGAGCUCAAGGAGCCAGAGGACGAGGAGCCGGACGUGAAGCUGCUGCUGGAUCACCGCUUCCGCAAGCGGCACAGCCGGAGUGUGAAGCACAGCUGCGAGCGUUGCAGCACGCUCAUCUGGGGCGUGCUGCAGACCUGGUACACCUGCUCAGGCUGCCACUUCAACUGCCACAGCCGAUGCCUGGACUCCAUUGUCAAGCGCUGCGUGAGGGUGAAGGUUAGCCACCAGUCUGAGUUUGAGCUCCGCAUUUGCCCGGAGCAGGGCCUGGACCGCCAAGGCUUCUGCUGUGCCGAGUGCCGUACGCCCAUUGCCAUGGGCCUGGUAGCCAAUGAGGCCCGUCUGUGCGAUUACUCUGGCCGCUACUACUGCCCCAACUGCCACUGGAACGACGCGAUGGUCAUCCCAGCACGGGCCCUGCAUAACUGGGACUUUGAAUCUCAGAAGGUUUGCCGGUCGAGUCUGCGCUUCCUGACGCUCAUGCAGGGCCGCCCGGUGCUCAACGUGAGGCACAUCAACCCGUUGCUCUUCAAGCACGUCGAGGAACUGGCGCAGAUCAAGAAGCUGCGAUCGGACAUCCUGAAGAUGAAGCCGUACCUCGUCACCUGCACAGACGCGCUGGAGUCGCGAAUUCUCCUGGAGGAGAGGCAGCACUUCGUGGAGAAUGUGGACAUGUACUCCAUGCAGGACCUCAUCGACGUGGUCGUGGGGCGGUUGAGCUCCACCCUCACAGACGUCCACACGACCUUCGCCAAGCACAUCAAACUCGACUGCCAGCGAUGCCAGGCCAAAGGCUUCAUCUGUGAGCUCUGCCGCCAGGGGGAGGCGCUCUUUGCAUUCGACAACCACACGGCCGUGUGUCCCAACUGCUCGGCUGUUUUCCACAGGGACUGCUACUAUGACAACGCCACUGUGUGCUCCAAGUGCCGGCGCUUAGAGGCGCGGAAGAAAUCCCUGCAGCAUGCCCCACGCGGUGGGGGGGAGGGGACUCCAGGGGAGGGGGCCCCUCGAGAUGGUGGGGGGGAGGGGGCCCUAAGCGGUGACAAGGAGGAGGGCCCGUGCGGCGCAGAGGUUGGUGACGAGGAUGGCGAUGACGACGACGACGACGACAUUGACAACGAAGUUGACGGCACACGAUGACAGCCAUUCACGUGCAAGCGGUCUUGUAUGUAAGCCAAUUACAGGGGAGCAGUCUAAAACAAUUGACCAAUCUUGAGCGGGAAUCAAAAGGUUUGACCAAUCACGUUUGAGCCGAGUGUAAAUUACUGAACAAUCACAGGCGGAAUGCAAUUUCCCAAUCGCGAGCGAGCGGUCUAUGCAUUUUGAUGAAUCGCAAGCUCGCCAGUCGUGGACUAUUCACUCUUCCUUCACCUCGUUGACAUUUCCCGACUCGAGAAGUUUUAAACUCCUCGUCGGACAACCCAGCAGAUGCAGCAGCCCUGCUGCGUAGUCUCUACAAGAUGCGAGUUCCCGAUUUGAAGACGACCUUCACCAGCACGCAGCACUUCCCGUCGUGUGAAAAUUCACAGGACUGUAUUUAACAAACACAAUCCAUUCUCUUGCACCCCAGUGGUACGUGUCCAACAUUAUCCCAAUGUUGGCUUGUGGUCGGAAACCGUUGGCCCCUAACGUUCCAUGUUUUACUGGGAUGUCGUCUCACUAGCGGGACGACAUUCGAUUGUCCUGAUUGAGGAUCGCGAUCCAAUUCAAGAAUCGGUUCCUUGUCUCAUUUGUAUUGUGUCUCGAAGGAUUUUUCUUUUUUGACGAUUGCACAGUUUUUUGUUCAGUCCACUAGCCUAAUGGAAUCGUUACGGGUUGUAGAGUCCUGUGGCGACAGUCUUACAUUGAGUGAACUGCACUUUAAAUGUUUUAAAAUGAAUCUUUGUUCGUACCUGGAAGUUCAGCAAAGCACAAAAUCAAUACAAUCAAAAUGUGAAAUGCAAUUACGAAUAUACAGUAGACACUUGAAUAUCUGCACUGAUGAUAGGGAGGAUGGCCGUGGAUAAUUAAAAAAUAUCCAUUAAGUGGAUAGCAGAACCACACCAAUCAAAAUCAAACUCCGCUGUUGUAAAGAUAUGCAACUAUUGUACUGUAGAGGCAAUCGCGUGGAUUUCAGAUUAACCGGCACACACAUUUGUUCGUUUUAAGAACGUGACUUGUGAUAACCAUUUUCAAGAAGAACAAUGUUUCACCGUUUUAGAUUCAUACUCUUUGGUUCUUUCAGUAAAGCAAGUCACUGUCAGAGAGCCGGGCGCUAAUCUUCUCAUUGGCACGCCUCCGGUGGUUGGGCCGUCUCACAUUGACACGGUAAUCUCUCACAUGUACAGCUUCAAAUCAAGAUUGACGUACAAAUUUCUUCUCUAGUUCGGCCCACUUUUACCUUGGGGUUGGGCCCACCAAAAAUCCUAUAUAAACUCUUGUUGCAGCAGCUGUUUCUCCUACGUCAGCAGUCCUCCUGCCGUGUUUGUUUCACACCUGAUGACGGUUGCUUGUGUUGCGAUCGAAACGUCGUGAUCUAUUAUUUGUGACUUUACCGAAAGAACCAAAGAGUGGAUUCCUGCAGUCACGAAAGUUUCAAAUCAAGAUUGUUUUUAGAUUAUUUGGGCUUGAUCAAAAUUCUAUGAGUUAUUAAUGUACGUCAAUCUCAGGUGCUCGGUAAUCCGCAAAUCGGAUAAACUGCAUGCGGAUAAUCAAAGGUGUCUACUGUAUAUGGAAAACUGAUCCCGCAGUAAUCGCCAAGAAAAUUUAUAUCGUAGCGUGGAAAACCUGGUGAUAAGUGAUGUUCAGCGGGGUCACCAAUAACGGUGCAAACCCACAUCACAUGAUAUCUGGUGCUGAAAUUAAUUUGGCCAAUGUCCAGCUCUUGAGAAUGAAAAUAUCGGUUUGACAUGCAUGCGACUUACCUCCCUCUCGUAUGUACGGCAAGUGAGAUAGUGCGGCCCUCUACUGCGUAGACCAGAGGUCGCCUUUAAGAAGGGCUCUCCGAGGUGGCUCUGUGAUAUCCACUUCCGUGACUUGUUUCUAGCGUUGCUCUCUGCAGGAGAGUUUCUGAACGGAUUCUUCGUGUCGUGACGACGCCAGGCCGAAAUGAUCAAAUAAAACUAAAUUAAAUAUCACUCGGUAAAACUCGUAGGCUUUCGCGACCAAUAUCAAUAAGAGAUUUUAUUUGGGUUCGAUCGCGUAAAAUAUAAUUGUGUCGUUAACCUCGUCACCACUCAACACAGGCAGUUAAUAAGGUUUGUCAGAUUAAACAAAAUAUGUCAACCCUGGUGGUAAUAAGUGGUGUUCAGGCGGGUCACCAAUGACUGUGCAAACCCCCACAUCCCAUUACAUUUGGUGCCGCAAUGAAAUUUUGCUAAAGUCCAGCUCUUGAGAAUGAAAAUGUAUAAAACCAACAAACAAAAAAUAUCACUCGCUAAAACGAUAAAUAAAUCGAGAUUAUUCGCUCCAAAUCUCUUGAGAGCCGACGAGCAACUUGUAUACCUGGGAAAUAUUGUCUGUGCUUUCGUCUUGACUGAUGUUUUCUUACGUAGCCAGUGGUUCCCAACAUCCCCGUGUCGUGUAGCCCCUAAUACACCCUCAACCGUUCACCUACCAGCACCCACACAGCACUAACGAUAAUUAAAUUAUGCACAUUUAAAUCAAUUACCAAACGCAACUAAAUACGUACGCUUUAAUGUGUUUUAUUUUUAAAUGCUACCGUUCACUUUAAUUAUUAGACUGAUGAUGAAGAUGAUUUCAACUUGUAGACGCGCCGCACAGUAUUUCUCUCGCAGAGAGAGUGAGGGAGCAAUCGCAGACGAGGACUGUAACGUGGAGUGGGAGUUCUCCCAGGUUUCCGCGUUCCACAUGGAAGGCAAACCCACGUUGACGAUGGAAUUGUCCAAACAUUCCAGUGUGGCAGGGGACCCUCCGAACACAACAGUCUCGUCACUCGCCGAAGCUCUUUUGAGUAAUAUCGUAGCACUGUUAUUUGUAUUAUUAUUUGAAUUAAGUUAACUUGCAAUCGUACAACUUGAGCUUAAGACACGUACGAAAUUCUUAUGGUUCGAUUGCCGAUGCAGCCUUUGUCUUUGUCCGAAUAAAGAAGUCAAGUCACUGA
Molecule: messenger RNA, 4987 nt
Organism: Lethenteron reissneri (Far Eastern brook lamprey)
Lineage: Eukaryota; Metazoa; Chordata; Hyperoartia; Petromyzontiformes; Petromyzontidae
Gene: DEF8
Product: differentially expressed in FDCP 8 homolog
Source: RefSeq, a predicted model, not a curated record